Australozyma saopauloensis is the source of this 696-nucleotide messenger RNA. RefSeq names its product ribulose-phosphate 3-epimerase. The transcript has a single exon. NCBI's taxonomy places the organism in Eukaryota, Fungi, Ascomycota, Pichiomycetes, Serinales, Metschnikowiaceae. The record is from RefSeq and is a predicted model, not a curated record. Gene Ontology annotation, cellular component: cytosol. Gene Ontology annotation, molecular function: D-ribulose-phosphate 3-epimerase activity; metal ion binding. Gene Ontology annotation, biological process: pentose-phosphate shunt; pentose-phosphate shunt, non-oxidative branch; carbohydrate metabolic process. Bases 1 to 696 code for a protein of 231 amino acids.
AUGGUUAAAGCUAUUAUUGCACCAUCCAUUCUCGCAUCUGACUUCUCCAAACUCGGCUGUGAAUGUCGCCGCAUGUAUGAUCUGGGCGCCGAUUGGCUCCAUGUCGAUGUCAUGGAUGGAAACUUUGUUCCUAACAUUUCCUUAGGUCCACCCAUCAUCACCAGCUUGCGCAAAGCCAUCCCUCGCACAGAAAAGAAACUGUUCUUUGAUUGUCACAUGAUGGUGGCCAACCCAGAGCAGUGGGUCCCAGAAAUUGCCAAAGCUGGCGGUGAUCAAUACACUUUCCACUACGAAUCCACCAAAGACGCAAAGGCAUUGAUUCAAUUGAUCAAGGAACAUGGAAUGCGCGCUGCAUGUGCAGUGAAACCUGGAACCCCAGCCAGUGUGUUGUUCGAAUUGGGCGAGCAGUUGGACAUGAUUUUGGUGAUGACUGUUGAGCCAGGUUUCGGAGGUCAGAAGUUUAUGCCCGAUAUGAUGGCCAAAGUCGAUGAGUUGAGACGCCGGUUCCCACAAUUGGAUAUCCAGGUUGACGGUGGAUUGGGUAGAGAGACUGUCCCUGCGGCAGCUGACGCUGGUGCCAACGUCAUUGUGGCAGGUACCUCGUGUUUCACUGCACCAGAGCCCGUGGAAUUGAUUGACUACAUGCGUGAUACUGUCAACAACAGCUUGAAGGCUAAGGGUGUCCACACCGAAUAG